AUGUCGAGCGACUUGGAUCAACAAAUUGAGCAGCUCAAGCGAUGCGAGCGGCUCACGGAAGCGCAGGUGAAGGUGCUCUGUGCCCAAGCGCGCGAUAUCCUGGUGGAAGAGUCGAAUGUGCAGCGGGUCGAUGCACCUGUCACGAUCUGCGGCGAUAUCCACGGCCAGUUCUAUGAUCUUUUGGAGCUGUUCCGUGUAGGCGGUCCGUGUCCUGAUACCAACUACCUGUUCCUGGGAGACUUUGUGGAUCGCGGCCUCUACUCGGUGGAGACUUUUUUGCUGCUGCUAGCGCUAAAAGUCCGGUAUCCCGACCGGAUGACGCUGAUUCGGGGCAACCACGAGUCGCGCCAAAUUACACAGGUAUAUGGUUUCUACGACGAGUGCACGCGCAAAUACGGCAGCGUCAAUGUGUGGCGGUAUUGCUGCGACGUAUUUGACUACAUGUCUCUCGGCGCUGUGGUCGACGGCCGCGUGUUUUGUGUGCACGGUGGCCUGAGCCCGAAUAUCGUAUCGCUGAACCAAAUCCGCACUAUUGACCGGAAACAAGAGGUGCCGCACGACGGGGCCAUGUGCGACCUGCUCUGGUCGGAUCCCGAUGAAAUCACCGGCUGGGGCAUAUCUCCACGCGGGGCCGGGUUUCUUUUUGGCGGGGACGUGGUAAAAAGUUUCGUGCAUACCAACAAUCUGGACUUUAUCGCGCGUGCACACCAGCUUAUUUUGGAGGGCUACAAGCAAAUGUUUGACGAGACGAUCGUCACGGUAUGGAGUGCGCCGAACUACUGCUAUCGGUGUGGAAACGUGGCGAGCAUUCUGCAGCUCGACGACGCCUUGAACCAGAAGUACCCCACCUUUGAUGCGGCGCCGCAGGUGGAACAAGGCGUACCUGCCAAGCGGCCGGCACCUGAUUACUUUUUGUAA
Messenger RNA from Malassezia japonica, 918 nucleotides. RefSeq names its product protein-serine/threonine phosphatase (gene PPH3). Gene Ontology annotation, biological process: double-strand break repair via homologous recombination. Gene Ontology annotation, molecular function: protein serine/threonine phosphatase activity. The transcript has 4 exons. NCBI's taxonomy places the organism in Eukaryota, Fungi, Basidiomycota, Malasseziomycetes, Malasseziales, Malasseziaceae. Gene Ontology annotation, cellular component: cytoplasm; nucleus. Bases 1 to 918 code for a protein of 305 amino acids. The record is from RefSeq and is a predicted model, not a curated record.